Messenger RNA from Phytophthora sojae, 453 nucleotides. RefSeq names its product avirulence protein 1b (gene Avh1b-39). The record is from RefSeq and is a predicted model, not a curated record. Bases 1 to 453 code for a protein of 150 amino acids. Lineage: Eukaryota; Oomycota; Peronosporomycetes; Peronosporales; Peronosporaceae. The transcript has a single exon.
AUGCGGCUAAGCUACGUACUCCUGGUGGUUGCUACCACGCUCCUUGCAAGCAGUAGCGCUACAACUGCUGCUCAACCCACGCCAGUGAAGCUGGAGAGCGACGAUGUGCUACCUUCGAACUAUGCUGAAACAGGUGCCAACACCGGCAAAAGGUUUCUGCGGGGCUAUGAGACGGUGGCCGGAGAGAAGGACUCUAUCGACGAUGAAGAAGAGAGAUUCGCGGACGUGCUGAAGAUACUCGGGUUCAAAAGCGAUUUCGCGAGCCGAUACCUGAAGAACAUGAUGAAAAACAAAGACUUCGAGCUGAAGAUGUAUGGGCGGUGGCACCAGAAUAAGCGCAGCGUGGAAGAGGUCACGACUAGACUAAACAAGAAAAACCCGCGCUACCAAAAGCUGGUCAGGGGUUACAAGGAGUACGAAAAGAAGGGCAAGGGAAAGGUGAAGAUCGACUAA